Colletotrichum spaethianum is the source of this 1284-nucleotide messenger RNA. RefSeq lists its product as uncharacterized. Lineage: Eukaryota; Fungi; Ascomycota; Sordariomycetes; Glomerellales; Glomerellaceae. The record is from RefSeq and is a predicted model, not a curated record. The transcript has 2 exons. The coding region runs from base 1 to 1284 and encodes 427 amino acids.
AUGUCUGACUCUGGUGACCCCGCUGAGGACAUCCAGGUGAGAGGAUCAUCGCGUUCGGACACUUCUAGCGAACCGAAAAGCCGGAAAUUCCAGGUCCCAAUCCCUAGAAAGUUCACUGGCCUUCUUGAUGAGGACUCAUGGGGCGACUGGAUUAACUUCGAACCUGGAAUGACGAACUCCCCAGUAUACAAUUCCACAUACAUCGUCUUCCUUGCCGAAAGUUACCAAGACCGAGGCCUCUAUGGCCGCAGACUGUUUGAUGAGUUCCAAAACGACUUUGAAAGCUGGAACGCCGAUUACUUCGACAACACCAUUAAGAACGCAGCACAAUGGAUGAGGGAUACGCUGUACUCGCAUGGCAUUUUCUUUCCCAUGGACAAUACUCUGAUCUCGACUGCUCUUGCCCAGCUUGUUACUCAAGAGGAGUUCCACGUGUGGACUGAAGGAGAGAUCAAGAAGGCAAAGACCAGGCCACAGUUCAAAAAGAACUACAACAGCAUUCCUGACUUCGCUGAGGAUAUCACGUACGAGCCAGAAAGCAUUGAGGAUAUCCGUGCAGAGAUUGAGGCCAUCCGAGCCUCAUCACGACGCAUAGGAACACCGGCAAGAAACCCCCUUCCCAUACGUCAACUGUCGCCUACCUCCACGACCAACUACCAUCCAUCGCCACAACCGCGGCACAAACAGCAACAACGACAAGAGCCUUCCCAACCGAACGAAUAUGUUGUGGGCAACAGUCUCACAGCAAGGCAACUAACCGACCUGACGAAGCUCUAUAGCGAUGACUUCAAGUAUGGCGGUGAGAAGUACGAAGUCUUCGAGCGGAAACUCAUGAUCUUCCGCGACAAGUGCAACAAAGUAGGGAUUGCCCAGAGCCAAUGGAAUGACGCCCUAGACAUCAUGCUGAAAGGGCGUGCACUGCAAUACUACUAUGAUAACCUCUGUGAUCCGACCAAACCGAUGGACUUCCACUCCAGUGGAGUAGCCAUCCAAGCCAGGUUUGAAACACACGAAACGCAGCAGUUAUAUUUGUCAGAAUGGCGUACUACUACCCUCCCGCGAAUCCUCCAGGAAAAUCCCGGCAAAAACAGGCUAGAAGCCCUGGAGAUUCUCAUCGAGAGGCUUGUCAGAAUACAUCAAGCCCUACCACGCGCACAACGCGAAUCGCCCGACUUGCUACGCGACCAGUUGCUGAACGCCUGCCGCGAAGUGGAAGAAUGCCAAUUGGCGAUCUUCGCCCCGGCUCCCACCUUUGAGGGCCCGUCGGAACAGCCCUACAGCUGA